Marchantia polymorpha subsp. ruderalis is the source of this 1330-nucleotide messenger RNA. The record is from the annotation of a GenBank genome assembly. Lineage: Eukaryota; Viridiplantae; Streptophyta; Marchantiopsida; Marchantiales; Marchantiaceae.
GGCCAACUGGCAGGAUGAAGCGAUAUUCCGAAACGGUGAUCGGUUCCCGUCGUCACGACAUCCGCAGUAGCAGCAGCACAAUCACAAGCACAGGAAGGAAAGGAAGGGAAGGGGAGGGAAGGGCCACCGCUUCGGCUGUCACUGAAGCUUGCCCCGGACACGGACCUCGUCUGCUUCUUCUUCUGCCUCGUCGUGGUGGGCGGUGUUGGUGGUCGCUGCCUUCGUCGUCGUCUUCUUCUCGGCGGUGGCCAUGGCUACCGUGGUGCCCGUGAGAAGUGUUACGGGAGCUGCGAGGGAUGUGCCUUCCGCCUGCUCUUCCGCUUCCACAUGCGCUUCGCCGGCCUGCUCCGUGAGGCUCGGAGGCUUCGGGAAGGCCAAAUGCGGAGCCGACUUCGAGCUGGUGGGAGGACCUUGCUCGCCUCUCAGUGUGAAAAACGGGAUUUCAAGCGUCCGAGUGAGGGCGGAGCCUGUGGGAUUGUUUCACCCUUUGAAUUCCAGUUUCGGUGAUAGACAUGCGUCUGUAAUUAGGAGAAGAAGCUCGAGGAUAGUGACAGUGAGCGCUAGUGUGGAAGAGGGUGUGAAGGACAGCGGAGCAGGCGAAAUCACCACCACGACCUCGAGCUCUGACUCUCCGAAGGUAGAGCCCCCUUCUCCAUCAGCAUCGGGUGCGAAGAGUCCUUUCAAAAGCGGUGGAAAAAUUUCUUCGAUUGCUACCAAGCAGACUGCGGUCGAUUCCAAGCCUCCAGGCGUAAGUGAAGAAUCAGCUGCCCCGAGAAAGCCAGCCCUCGUCAUCGGUGCAAGGGAGCCUCGUCCGGCAGGGCAGCUCUCGCCUAAAGCCGCAGACCAGCUGAAAGUGUCGAAACCUGCCAGCGUCUUCACGCAAGGUGCAGGAACUGCCAAACCCGCCAGCCCCUUUGCUCAACCCGGAGCCGCAGCAGCGAAGCCAUCGAGCCCGUUCACGACGGGAGCUGCAGCUGGAGGUGCUCAGAAACCUGUCAGUCCUUUUGCUCAACCUGGAGCCAGCCCAGUGAGACCAGCCAGUCCAUUUGUGCAGCCUGGAACACGAGGAAAGCGAGUGGUGGAUGCAUUCAAGGAUGGAGAGAAGGAAGGCAAGACCACCAAAUUCGGACAGCCCGUUGUACCAACCAAUAUUUUCCAGGAUGUGAGAAGAACCCCCGAAGAACAAGCCGCCGAUGCAUUCAAAUUCAGUAUCAACCCAGGCCAGCUCGUCCUGGUUUUUUCAUUUUUGUUAAUUAUUGGGCUUAUGGUCGGUACCGCUGCUUUGGUGUGGAAACUCGGUGGAAUUCACUAUAAUGAAUACUAAAUUGUG